Molecule: messenger RNA, 2248 nt
Organism: Pomacea canaliculata
Lineage: Eukaryota; Metazoa; Mollusca; Gastropoda; Architaenioglossa; Ampullariidae
Product: glutathione S-transferase S1-like
Exons: 10
Coding region: 152-1444 (430 amino acids)
Biological process (GO): glutathione metabolic process
Molecular function (GO): glutathione transferase activity
Source: RefSeq, a predicted model, not a curated record
ACGUCGGUCACAUUACUGCAUGUGAACAAGCCGACGGAUGAAAUGUCGGAUUGUGCUGUUUACUCGUAAGCUGCAAGAGGGGCGGAGCUAAGCCAGGGAACGCAGGCCUGCGGGGGAAAGCGACCCUCAACCCUCUCAGUUCAAGCCAAGGAUGGCGGCCGUCAAGCUGUUCUACUCGGAUGCUCCUGGUCGCGGAGAGAUCAUCCGUCUGGUGCUGUCGGUUGCUGGAGUCGACUUUGAUGAUGUGAGGUACAAAUACGAGGACUGGCCCAAGUACAAACCAGAGGCACCGUUUGGCCAGGCGCCAUUCAUAGAAUACAAUGGGAAGAAAUAUGGACAGAGUGUGGCAAUAGCCAACUUCUUUUCUCGGGAGAACGGUCUGUAUGGCGCCAGCAACCUGGAAGCAUUCCGCAUUGAUGAAGUGGCGGGACUAGUGCAGGACCUCUUCACUUGUCUGAUCCCAGUCUUCAUCGAGAAGGACCCUGCGAAAAAGGAGGAACUCAGAGCCGCGAUGGUGAAGAACGACGCCCCCAGAUUUUUCGGCUUCUUCCAGAAGUUUCUUCAGGAGAAUGGAACUGGAUACCUGGUAGGCAACAAGCUGUCACUCGGGGAUCUGAUAAUUUACGACAUGACAACACAACUUCUGAAAACCUUUCAAUACGACGCGGCCGCCGACUUCCCGGAAAUCAAGACUCUAGUGGACAACGUGGAGGGCAAUGAGAACAUCAAGGCCUACAUCGACAGCAGGAAAUCUGUGUCUUGUCAGCCACACCAUAGACAGCAGUCAGCGGCUGCUGAUAGCAAAGCCACGUCUGCUGCAAAGCCUCGAUUCAAAUCAAAGAUGGCGGCCGUCAAGCUGUUCUAUUUCGACACCCCAGGUCGCGGGGAGCUCAUCCGUCUGGUGCUGGCGGAGGCAGGAGUCGAAUUUGAGGAUGUGAGGUUCAAACAAGAAGACUGGCCGAAGUACAAGCCAGAGGCACCUUUCGGCCAAUCCCCCUUCAUAGAAUACAAUGGGAAGAAACGUGCACAGAGCGUGGCAAUAGCAAACUUCUUUGCCCGGGAGAACGGUCUCUACGGCGCCAACAACCUGGAGGCAUUCCGCAUUGAUGAAGUAAUGGGGCUGAUGCAGGAUUUCUUUAACUUCUUGGUCCCAGUCUACAUGGAGAAGGAUCCUGCAAAGAAGGAGGAGCUGAGGCUAGCAAUGGUGAAGAACGACGCUCCCAGGUUUUUCGGUUUCGUCCUGAAACUUUUGCAGGAGAACGGAACUGGGUACUUUGUCGGCAAUAAGCUGUCACUGGCUGACAUUAUCGUGUAUGACAUGGCCACACAGCUCCGGGAUGUUUUCAGCUGCGAUGUGGCCGCCGACUUCCCAGAAAUCAAGGCUCUGGUCGAGAAGGUGUCAAGCAACGAAAACAUUAAGAAAUACAUCGACAGCAGGAAAUGAAAAUUGUCUUCUGCCUUUCACAGGCCGACAAAAGCAAAAUAAGUUCUUAAUACACCUGAUUGACAAAUGUUUCAUAAAAUCAUCACAUCGCAAUCAACUUGCACGAUUUCUAGUGUGACCAUUGCUAGUCGCAUGACAGUGAGUCAGUGUGAGGGUAGAUUGGUCGGUCGGUUAGUGGCUGAUUGAGUGAUUGUUUUAUCAAAAUAUUUAUUUUCCUUUUUCACCUUGUCUGCACUCAGAUUUCUCAUCUUUCAGUUUUUCUUUGUCCACCAUAUAAUUGCCCUCUGACCUGCCGUCCCUCCUGCUCUGCAACUGUCCAUCCCUCAACCUGCUCAUGUAUCAUGUUACUCUCAGCUCUUGUCCUUCUCACAACGCUGGACGCAAAAUCUACUCAAGGAAAAAUAAUAUGACUAACUAAGAAUCCAAACGAUGAACAAUACCAGAACUUGAAUCAGAACUUUCACAAGAGCUGUCGUCCUUUUCGGCCUCAGUCUUGCGGUGUCUUUGUCAUUGAUGUGUGUCUCACCCAUGAAAGAGAGAGUAAGAGACUAUUUACAUCUCUUUCAACCAGACAUUCACAAAUUAGUAACACAUAUACAGCCUAUUAAUUAAAUGAAAAGGACUGAGCCCUAAAGGGAUCCAUGUAAAAACUUCGCGGCCAUGUCUUUCUAGUGUGUUAACUGACUUCUAUUUAUGGAAAUAAAACAUUUUACAGACUAUAAUCCUUCCUUAAGUAAGUUGUAGUUAUCGCCACCUGCUUACACGUGUUGAAAAGAAAUAAAGAAAUAAAGAAAUGUCGACAGA